GAAAUGGUCCCGCGUCUUGUUCACUGUGAGCAUGGUAACUUCAAGGGAAGCAUGAGAGAAACAGAAAGAAAACCGCAAAAACCGACUUUCUUUUCUCUCAUUCGUGUGAAAUGAGAGAAAUCUUUGCCCUAAAACAAGCAGUGCUUCUCGGUUCGGGGAGUAAAGCGGCUGAGCAAACCAAUUUGUUCAUUAUCAGGAGAAAGGGAGGAAGCGCUGCCGCUGCGACUCUCUCUCAGGAACAGCUGCUCUAAUGGCUGCUCAUCACUAACCAGCCUGCAGAUCUCAACGAAGAUGUCUAACGAAGAAACGACCACGUCCGCGGAGAGGACGGUGGUUUUAAGUGAGAACACGCUCUUUGGGAUGGGAAAUCCCUUGCUUGACAUCUCAGCUGUUGUGGACAAAGAUUUCCUUGAUAAGUUUGGGCUGAAGCCAAAUGACCAGAUCCUGGCUGAAGACAAACAUAAAUCCUUGUUUGAAGAAAUCGUCAAGAGGAGCAAAGUGGAAUACCAUGCUGGUGGUUCUACCCAGAACUCUGUGAAAAUUGCUCAGUGGAUGAUCCAGAAACCGCAUAAGGUGGCUACUUUCUUCGGCUGCAUCGGGGAAGACCGCUUCGGUGAGAUCCUGAAGAAGAAGGCUGAAGAGGCCAACGUCGACGCCUAUUAUUAUGAGCAAAACGAGGAGCCGACUGGUACCUGCGCAGCCUGUAUCACCGGAGACAAUAGGUCCCUUGUUGCUAACCUGGCAGCGGCAAACUGCUACAAAAAGGAAAAACACCUGGACUUGGACAGCAACUGGGAGCUGGUGGAGAAAGCCAAGGUCUAUUAUAUUGCGGGUUUCUUCCUGACCGUGUCCCCGGAGUCGAUCCUCAAGGUGGCAAAGCACGCUUCGGACAACAACAAGAUCUUCUGCAUGAACCUCUCGGCACCGUUCAUCAGUCAGUUUUUCCUCGAGCCCCUGAUGAAGGUGAUGCCUUACGUCGACAUUCUGUUUGGAAAUGAAACGGAGGCAGCCACAUUUGCCAAACAGCUGGGCUUUGAGACAGAGGACAUUGCAGAAAUCGCACAGAAGACGCAAAACCUCCCCAAGGAGAACGGAAAGAGGCAGAGAGUGGUGGUCUUCACCCAGGGCAAGGACGACACAGUCGCCACUGUUGUUGACAAAGUGACCAUGUUUCCUGUGGUGGACAUCGACCAGAAUGAUAUUGUGGACACUAAUGGAGCAGGAGAUGCCUUUGUGGGAGGAUUCCUCUCCGCAUUGGUCCAAGAGCAAACUUUGGAGGAGUGCAUUCGUGCGGGACACUAUGCAGCUAACGUCAUCAUCAGGAGGGUGGGAUGCACCUUCCCAGAGAAGCCGGACUUUCACUGAUCAAUUCGAACUCUGCACAUUUUCGUCUUUGCCACAGGAUACUUGACACUUGUAUGCUUAAGGAUUAUAUGUACAUUUUUUUCUAUUUGCAAUGAUUGACUUUAAGGGACUAAUUGCUACAGCUAUAAUAUUUCUGUCAAGCGCUAAUGAGAGACUCAGAUGUAAUACAGUGUAAUACAAGUACUAGUAUCAAAGAUCAAGAAAUAUUCAUGUAUAAAAUAGUAUUCCCCCCCAAUAUUAACAAAACAUAUAUCAAAUAUUAAAUGCCUAAAGGGCUGAAAAUAUAAUAUGAAUGAGUUUAACCUAAAGAAAACUUGGUAGUAUUGUACUCUGCCUCCAAGCAUCACUUCUUUGUUACGCUGUGUAAGUUUGAGGUCAUGCAGUUUAUAAUUUAUUGGAGAAAUAAUAAAGGAACUGGCCACUAGCUAAGAAGUGCAACAGGAGUUGCUUGAAAAGUUUCUCAUGAGGCUCUGUGCUCCUUCAUGAAAGAGUUACAAGCUCUAAUUGCCGAUCACAACCCUGCUGCUUAAUCUACUUCUCAAUUUCUGCUCAAUGUCUUUCACGCCAUUUUUGAUUUGCCAGUAAAUUGCUAAUUGUGCGUCUUCUAUUGAAGCUUCUGAACUAUGAGGCAGUAAGUGACAAGGAUGUGGAGUAAACUGUAGCGUGUACAGCAUGGCUGCGAUGCAAGAAAUUAUGUAUGUUAUCAAUAUUACCAGCAGGUGGAGAAUUUUGUGAUUCUCUAUAAAAUGAAAUGCUGUAUAUUAUAUUGUCUGUCAAAGGUUUUCCUCUCAUAUUCAGCUGUGCAUCUACAGUCAUCAUUGAUGGAGAACGGAUAUGGACAUCUUUUCAUUUCCAAGAGAGACUGUUUUAAAGGCAUACUUUUUUUUUUUUGGUUAUGCAAAUAAAAAAAAAACAUUACACAA
Messenger RNA from Cololabis saira (Pacific saury), 2288 nucleotides. Its product is annotated as adenosine kinase-like. Bases 292 to 1365 code for a protein of 357 amino acids. Gene Ontology annotation, cellular component: nucleus; cytosol. The transcript has 11 exons. NCBI's taxonomy places the organism in Eukaryota, Metazoa, Chordata, Actinopteri, Beloniformes, Belonidae. Gene Ontology annotation, molecular function: adenosine kinase activity. The record is from RefSeq and is a predicted model, not a curated record. Gene Ontology annotation, biological process: purine ribonucleoside salvage.